AUGGACGUCUCAAACAACCGCCUCUUCCGCUUCUCCAAGCCAGAAUGGCUCAAUAACUCCGCCGUCCGCAACGGCGGCGUCUACGUCGCCGGCGCCCUGUUCGCAGCAGGCUUCUUCUUCCUCAUCGACGUCGCUUCGUUCUCACGCAGCCCGCGCAACGGCUCCGACGUACAUAUCAAAUUCGUCGACUGGGUCCCCGGCAUUUGUAGCGUGCUGGGCAUGCUCGUUAUCAAUUCCAUUGAGAAGUCGCGGCUGCAGGCUGAUAGCUUCAGUUAUAGUGGGAGUGGGGUUGCAUGGAAGGCACGCUUUGUGUUGUUCUUGGGCUUUGCGUUGUUGGCUGGGGGCUUGGCCGGUAGUGUGACUGUUAUGGUUCUCAAGUACCUUAUCAAGGAUUAUCCGAUCACGACGCUUUACUUUGGUAUUGCUAAUGUUGUGGCUAAUGGGUUGGUUAUGCUCAGCUCGAUCGUCCUCUGGGUCUCACAGAAUAUCGAGGAUGACUACACCUACAACCUCGCACUGUGA
Molecule: messenger RNA, 522 nt
Organism: Penicillium soppii
Lineage: Eukaryota; Fungi; Ascomycota; Eurotiomycetes; Eurotiales; Aspergillaceae
Product: UPF0220 family protein
Exons: 4
Coding region: 1-522 (173 amino acids)
Biological process (GO): protein targeting to vacuole; late endosome to vacuole transport via multivesicular body sorting pathway
Cellular component (GO): Vps55/Vps68 complex; fungal-type vacuole membrane
Source: RefSeq, a predicted model, not a curated record